CAAUCACAACACGAUCGCUACUCGGGGAUUACUGGACCUUGACGAAAAAAAGCCCUUGGAGAUGUCGAUUCCGCAGCCAGUAGCUACCAGACGCAUCCGUCACCACCACCCGCAGCACCACGUACAGCUCUUUACUAACACACCACAGCACCAUCUCGCGCCUGACGACAGCAGCAUCAUUUCCACGUCGCUCUGGGACACAGAUACAACGGGUGAGCACAGUCUUGAUCAAAACCCCAGGCCUGUAUCUUCUGUUCCUUCUUUCCCAUUCCCUUAAAACCCCGCUGCCUGUGCCAUUAUCAAGGUUUUGUCAUUGUCAGCCUUCUUAACCUUCCCCGAACCUAAGAGAUCUAGUUUUUUUUUGGCCCCCUCCUCAUUAUCUUCCGGCGCCUCGCAGACAGUCGCAGCAGUCAUCUCUAGCCAAAGUUGUAAUGGCCAAUCAGCUGGCUGCUGCGAAUUCAUCAACGGCUUCCACCAACGGUCCACGAUCUGUCCCCGACGAAGAAAUUGGCCGCUAUGCGACAACGCCUGCUCCAUUAGAAACCGCCGUUCUCUCCAACCCAAACUCCAACGUCUUACCGGUUCAUAAUGGCGGCUCCCCCACAGCAUCGACCUCGUCGAAGGACUCCAGCACGGUGAACAUACAACCCCAGUCUAGCUAUCUGCUACCGCCGCCAGCCACUUCAUCGAGUCAUGUGGUACCGGCGAACCCAGCGUCUCUGGCCACUGCCUUGCGCGCCAUCAAUGAAGGCGGCACGUCAGGGUUGCCGUUCCGCGAUCGCCCCCCGCCGCAUGAUUCGCCGUAUUCUAAGAGCAUCUCGUCCACCGCACCUGGGUCGCCCAGAAUACCUCCCGUUCGACAGAACUCAGGCACCCAGACCCCGCGCGUGCGCCCACACGCGACAACGCUCAGCAUUCCGGGCAUGACAAGAUCCAAUAUUUCCCCCGAUGGGAAAAUAGCUGAUCGAGAUGUUGCUGCCAAGUUGGUCAUUAUCAUGGUUGGCCUCCCGGCUCGUGGUAAAUCAUACAUCACAAAGAAGAUCAAGCGCUAUCUCUCUUGGCAGCAGCAUGAUACCAGGAUCUUCAAUGUCGGUAACCGACGGCGUGUGGCAGUAGGCAUGAACUCCCCGAUGAUCGCACGUGCUGAGUCAAACCCCAUGGAUGCUCCGAAGCAGGUGGCCAAGAUUCUGUUCAACGGCACUCAAGCGGCCCCUCCAUUAGAACCGCUUAAUGGCACUCAAGUUGUCUCUUCACUAGAAUCUCCACGACGGAAUGAACCAGCAGAAUGGGAUCUCAAUGAUCCCAACGCCACUCCCAUGGAUCAAUCGGCCAACUUUUUUGAUCCCAAGAAUGCCUCCGCCUUCAGGAUUCGGGAGCAAUGUGCUAUCGACACACUGGAUGAGCUGCUCGACUACUUGAUCAGCGGUGGGGGGUCUGUCGGUAUCUUGGAUGCCACGAACAGCACCAUCAACCGUCGGCAAAUGCUCUUCGACCACAUUAAGAGAAGGGAACCGAAACUCGGCAUCCUCUUCAUCGAAAGCGUCUGCAAGAAUCCAGAUUUGUUGGAAGCAAACAUGCGCCUCAAGCUCUCGGGUCCUGACUACAAAGACAAGGAUCCCAUGAAGUCUCUCGCAGACUUCAAAGAGCGUGUGAGGCAGUAUGAAAGUGCGUACGUGCCUCUGGGCGAUUACGAAGAAGAACACGCUAUGCAGUACAUCAAAAUGACCGAUGUGGGUAAGAAGCUUACUCAUUUCGGUCUAGAGGGUUUCUUGUCGGGCGGUAUCGCACACUAUCUCUCGUCAUUCAACUUGGCGCCGCGUCAGAUCUGGAUUACCAGACAUGGUCAAUCUUAUGAUAAUCAGCUGGGCAAAAUCGGCGGAAAUUCGGAACUCACAGAGCGGGGACAUUUCUACGCUCUCACGUUGUACAAGUUCAUCACGCAAAAGCGCAAGGAGUGGUUGGUUGAGCAAAAAAACAAGAUUGCCCAGGCCUCUUUCCCUCCACAGCCUGGCGACCGGUCACCUCCUUAUCCCGAGCUCAAUCGCGAGCUUGAAGAGAAGAACACGUGCGUGUGGACUUCGAUGUUGAAGCGAAGCAUCCAGACAGCCGAAUACUUCGAGGCAGAUGAGGAUUACGACGUGAAGGCCUGGGAGAUGCUCAACGAGCUCAACGCUGGCAGAUUCGAGGGCAUGACCUACGGAGAGAUUUCCCGCAACCAUACGGGGGAGUACACGAAGAGACAGCUUGACAAGCUUCACUACGUCUACCCUGGAGUCGGAGGCGAGGGCUACCUACAAAUUAUCAGUCGCGUUCGCGACUUGGUGCGGGAAAUCGAACGAAUCAAAGAUCAUCUGCUCAUUAUCGGACAUCGAUCGGUUUGCAGAGUCCUGAUGGCGUAUUUCAUGGAUCUCACAAGGGACGAUAUUGCGGACCUGGAUGUGCCCCUUGGAAUGGUCUAUGCCAUCGAGCCCAAACCUUAUGGCAUUGAAUUCCACGCAUACAAAUACGACGAGGACAAGGGAUGGUUCGACGAGCUACCCAACUACGUACCUCAAAGGGCAAGCGAUCAAAAUGCUUAACGGCAUAUCGACGGCGGUGUGCAUACAAAAUUUUGCUGUACAGUACAUUUACUAGACAUUGCCUCGCAACAGGAAAGAGAAAAAAAGACAUGUCUUGGCGAAAGUCCGGGUUUCGCAAACGGUUGGCGGCACGCGUGCAAUAGAAUGGAUCGAUUGCAGUGGAUUCUAGUGGCGUUUGAUAAGGAAGGAGAGUUGGGUUGCAGAUACCAGUCGCGAUCCAUUCACAGGAUAGUGCGGGAGUUAAGGGCGUGACAUUCUAGGGCGCUGGAGGUAGUUUCGAUUGAAGGUGGUUUCAACCUCGCCACUCAAUGAGGAUGCGGGGUUUCUAGAGUAUUACAUAGCUAACGCUGACGUUGCAACAAUUUGGUUAUAGAGCCUGCGCUGAUUCAGAGAAAUGUUCAACAACAUGGUAUCCCUG
This is a messenger RNA of Pseudomassariella vexata, 2997 nucleotides long. RefSeq names its product 6-phosphofructo-2-kinase. Gene Ontology annotation, cellular component: cytosol. Gene Ontology annotation, molecular function: ATP binding; 6-phosphofructo-2-kinase activity. Lineage: Eukaryota; Fungi; Ascomycota; Sordariomycetes; Amphisphaeriales; Pseudomassariaceae. Gene Ontology annotation, biological process: fructose metabolic process; fructose 2,6-bisphosphate metabolic process. The transcript has 4 exons. Bases 432 to 2579 code for a protein of 715 amino acids. The record is from RefSeq and is a predicted model, not a curated record.